Molecule: messenger RNA, 1012 nt
Organism: Leptomonas pyrrhocoris
Lineage: Eukaryota; Euglenozoa; Kinetoplastea; Trypanosomatida; Trypanosomatidae
Product: putative small GTP-binding protein Rab28
Exons: 1
Coding region: 308-1012 (234 amino acids)
Molecular function (GO): GTPase activity; GTP binding
Source: RefSeq, a predicted model, not a curated record
AGGAAUUCCUACUCCUCUCUACCGCCUUUUCAUUCAUUGCCUUUUCUUUUUCAGGAAAGAGCUCGUAUAUAUAACCACGAAGGGAGAAGUCAGAACGCACACGGAUAUUUCACGCGAGAGAGAGAUCGAAGAGCUUUUUCCUCCGUUUGUCCCUUCCCCGACACACACACGCACACACGCACGCCUGACGCUACGAUUCGCGUGGGGUCUUCACUUAAUUCUCAUCCUUUCCGCACCACACCAGUUCCUCUUACGUUCAUCAUCCCUGCUCACGAAUUAUCAUUGAAAAGGAAAGAGAAAUAACAAAAUGGACAGCGGAAGUGACGCCUCGGAUGACGGGGCGCUGCAGUUCAAGGUGGUGGUGCUGGGAAACGGGGCGGUGGGCAAGACCUCCCUCAUUCGUCACUUCUGCGAGAGUGGCUUUACGAAAAGCUACAAGCAGACCAUCGGGCUGGACUUCUACUCCCGCAAGGUGCAGCUCCCGCAUCACCACCCCGCCGUAACUCUGCAGCUGUGGGACAUUGGUGGGCAACAAAUUGGCGGCAAGAUGCUCGCCAACUAUAUCCACGGUAGCCACGCCGUGUGUCUCGUCUACGACCUCACGAAUGCGAAUUCAUUCAAGGACCUUAGUGACUGGAAGACGUGCGUGGACAACGCUUUCCAGGACGUGCCGGAGGCGGACAAGCCGCGCAUGAUCUUAGUGGGCAACAAGGCCGACCUCCCCAACCGCGCCGUCAGCGAGGAGGAUCAGCUGGCGCUUUGUAAGGAGUUGAACGUGGAGUACUGCACCGUGUCCGCCCAGUCAGGUGAGCGCGUCAACACCAUGUUCACCCGCAUCGCCGCCACGCUGGCGGGUGUCGAGAUGAAGCAGCAGGACCUGGAGAUGAGAGAUCGCGUGACGGCCAACGUGGUGAGUCGGCCCGAGGAGCGCAAAGAGGCUCCGCGCGUUGCGAUGCUGCACGCAACAAGCUCGUCCCAUGGAAAGAAAAAGGACGACUGCACCGCGAUGUAA